Candoia aspera is the source of this 1527-nucleotide messenger RNA. RefSeq names its product potassium voltage-gated channel modifier subfamily G member 4 (gene KCNG4). Gene Ontology annotation, cellular component: membrane; voltage-gated potassium channel complex. Bases 1 to 1527 code for a protein of 508 amino acids. The transcript has 2 exons. Gene Ontology annotation, molecular function: delayed rectifier potassium channel activity. NCBI's taxonomy places the organism in Eukaryota, Metazoa, Chordata, Lepidosauria, Squamata, Candoiidae. The record is from RefSeq and is a predicted model, not a curated record. Gene Ontology annotation, biological process: protein homooligomerization; potassium ion transmembrane transport.
AUGCCUAUUCUCUCUGGAAGCAGAGAACAUGACUACAGCUUUGCUUCCUGCAAAUCUUUGAACCAUCUGCUUCCCAUCUCAGGGGUCAAGACUCCGUCUGCCAAAGGGAUCCACUACCAAAGGAUCCAGAGAAUUUACUGCUCAGAUCAGUUCCAAACAGUUGAUCUAAAGAAGGAGGUCAUGAUCAAUGUUGGUGGCAUCAAAUACCUCCUACCUUGGAGCACAUUGGAUGAAUUUCCAUCCUCUAGGCUGAGCAAAUUAAAAUCAUGCAGCAGCUAUGAGGAAAUCACCCAGAUCUGUGAUGACUAUGAUGAAGACACCCAUGAAUUCUUCUUUGACCGGAACCCGAGUGCUUUUGGGAUGAUUGUCAGCUUCCUUGCAGCGGGGAAACUGAUGCUUCUCCAUAACAUGUGUGUCUUGUCCUUCCAGGAAGAGUUGAAAUACUGGGGGAUUGCAGAGUCAAGGUUAGAGAACUGUUGUUUCCGGAAGCUCUUCCAAAAGGUGGAUGAAUUAGCACAGGUGCACAAAGAAGAAGAACUGCAGAGGAGCAAGAUGAUGUCCUGUGCCCAGGAGGAGGAGACCAGAUUUGGUCGGUUCAGGAGCAAGCUGACAGACAUGGUUGAAAACCCACAGUCGGGACUCCCUGGGAAAAUUUUUGCUUGCCUCUCCAUUCUCUUUGUGGCAACCACAGCAAUAAGCCUUUGUGUCAGCACUAUGCCAGACCUAAGAGAAGAAGAAGACAGGGGUGAAUGUUCCCAAAAGUGCUACUACAUCUUCAUCAUAGAGACUGUCUGCGUAGCCUGGUUCUCCCUGGAGUUUUGCCUUCGAUUCAUCCAAGCCAAGAGCAAGUGUCAAUUUUUCAAAGGGCCCUUGAACAUUAUCGACUUCAUGGCCAUUUCUCCCUAUUAUGUCUCCCUCAUUGUGCUGGAUGACGAACCCACGGACAAUGACCACCGGCCAAGUGGGAAUCUGUAUCUUGAGAAGGUGGGUUUGGUGCUCCGGGUCUUACGGGCACUGAGGAUACUGUACGUCAUGCGCCUCGCAAGACACUCUUUGGGCUUGCAAACAUUAGGUCUCACAGUGCGGAGGUGCGCUCGUGAAUUUGGCCUCCUGAUCCUCUUUCUGUGCGUUGCCGUUACUCUGUUUUCUCCCCUGGUCUACCUUGCAGAGAAUGAAUCUGGGAAGGUCCUGGAGUUUACCAGCAUCCCGGCCUCCUAUUGGUGGGCCAUCAUCUCCAUGACUACAGUGGGGUAUGGGGACAUGGUCCCAAGGAGUGUUCCAGGCCAGAUGGUGGCUCUGAGUAGCAUUCUGAGUGGGAUCCUAAUUAUGGCUUUUCCAGCUACCUCCAUAUUCCACACUUUCUCCCAUUCCUACGCGGAGCUGAGGAAACAGCACAAACGACUGCAUUCCCAAAUCACAAGAAUAAAAAGUGCCAACAUGGCCAUCGAAAGAGAUACCUUGAACGAGAGCGAAAGCUUUGCUUCGGAUGAAAGUGGAUCUCCCAUCAAGUACAUUUACAAAGGAUAA